Setaria italica (foxtail millet) is the source of this 1819-nucleotide messenger RNA. Its product is annotated as transcription factor MYB48. Gene Ontology annotation, molecular function: DNA-binding transcription factor activity; sequence-specific DNA binding. The transcript has a single exon. Gene Ontology annotation, biological process: regulation of DNA-templated transcription. The record is from RefSeq and is a predicted model, not a curated record. Bases 671 to 1372 code for a protein of 233 amino acids. Gene Ontology annotation, cellular component: nucleus. Lineage: Eukaryota; Viridiplantae; Streptophyta; Magnoliopsida; Poales; Poaceae.
UCCGUGUGGCCAAUACAGGGGAUCUGGUAGUGUGUAUUCAUCAUACACAGCUAGCUAGAAUCUAGAUCGUACACAAGUGGAGGCAUCUAUCUGCAGUCUCUUUCUUCUUCCUUUCGAUUGAUCCAAGCUAAGCUCUGUUGGGACGGCCUUUGUCUCUGUCCGGCGCCCUAUUCCCUAUUAAGCCCAAGUCGUCGAUCGACGGGGACAAUUCGAAGGGAGGAGCCGACGACGAGGAGGAGGAAACCACACGCCUGGCCGGGGCUGCAGCAGCAGGAGGAAGAAGUAAAGAAGAGGAGGUGAUGGAUCACCGAUCGAUGGCGGCAGCAACCAUGUCCAUGUGUUGCAGGAACAAGCAGAAGAAGGACGGUGAGCGUAGUAGUAGUGGUGGUGGUGGCAGUAAGCAGGCGGGGAUGAGGAAGGGGCCGUGGACGGAGGAGGAAGACGCCCAGCUGGUAUGGUUCGUGCGCUUGUUUGGUGAACGCCGGUGGGAUUUCUUAGCAAAGGUUUCAGGUUGGGGCGGUGGCGGGUGCAUCCCCAAGCAUGCGUAUGUAUAUAAAUAUAUAUAUAUUUAUAUGUAUGCAUCCAUUCUUGGGGAUUGAUCUUAGGAUGGGCAGAGACGACCGGUGUGAACCAUUUGCUUCCUCUUCUCCUUCUCCCUGCUUUCUUCUCUAUGCAUGCGUGUCGGCGUACUGCAGGUCUGAGGCGCACCGGCAAGAGCUGCCGUCUCCGGUGGGUCAACUACCUCCACCCGGGCCUCCGCCGCGGCCGCAUCACCGCCGACGAGGAGCGCCUCAUCCUCGAGCUCCACGCGCAGUACGGCAGCAGGUGGUCGCGCAUCGCCAGGAGCCUCCCCGGCCGCACCGACAACGAGAUCAAGAACUACUGGAGGACGCGCACCAGGAAGCAGAAGGCAGCGAAGACGGCGGCGUCGGCGGCAUCGGUGUCCUCGUCGUCGACCGUGACCACCACCACCGCGUCCUGCUCCGGCUCUCCGAGCAGCGGCUGCGGCACGGCCGCGUCGUCGUCGGCGGUCACCGGUUCAGCGCUGCGAGAGAGCGGCGGCGGCGGCGGCGCAGAGGACGACGCCGAGCUCGACGAGGCGUCCACCACCGCGGCAAGCCAGCAUCACCACCACCAGCAGCAGCAGCAGCAGGAAGCGUCGUCCUACACCAUGGACCAGUUCUGGAACGAGAUCGCGGCAGCCGAGGCGGCGGCGAGCUACAUGGUCGACGGCUGGGUAGGAGCGUGUCACCCCGCCGCCGCCGAGCCGCCGGUGAUGCCGUCGUCGCCGGUGUGGGAAUACUGCUCGGAUUACUCGCUCUGGAGGAUCGACGACGAAGAGUACUACAAGAAGAUGCUCGACGCCUCUUGAUGAGCCAUCAGCCAUGCUUAUAUAUCAGAUCAUCCACCAUGCAUCUUCUUCUGCCUUAUAUUAAUCAAUCAGUUAGCUUUAUUUUUCUGUCUACUAGCUACGAUUUCAAAAGGCUAGGUUCGUCUUUCGUUGCAUCUGUUUCGUACGUUCUAUGUAUACUACAGUACAUAUAUAUUUGCAUCUGUGUAUACUGUAAUUAUACCUGUAACACCUUGCUUGACGCAUGCAUGCUAUGUACGUCGUCAUCAGGUCAGGACAUGUAGUUCAGUAGUUCACCAUCUUAUGUUGAAUCAGAUAAUUCAGAUCAGAACACACCUGUAGGGAUCUGCUGCCUUUUGUGUUCAUGCAUGUAAGAGUGUGAUGAUGGGAUUGUACUUAUGAGUACUCCUAUAUGAGAGCAGUUACAUUAAUCAGUAAGUGCUGUCUGAACAGCUGUGUUGUCCUGAA